ACACAAACACAUUGGCAUCACAUUCUUCCAAGUUCUACAGUCUACAGUCCUUAAUCAAGCCCACGAUCGCAUUCCUCACGCAAAAACCACUGACUUUACAGCAUAUUUUUAAACUUGAUAUCUCAUACUUACUGCAGUCACCACUACAAAUAACCAUGUACGCCGCCGCUGUUACCAUCAUUUUGUCUCUGUCCGCAUUUGCCACCGCCGCUCCGGCUCCGGCUCCUCUUAUUCCCGUUGUCGCACCCGCCACUUCGUUGUCCAACACCAACUCUGGUGCCUUUGACAGUGGAUCAGUCGCCAAUGUUAGCCCUUUUGGUUCCAAUGGCAAUACAUGGAACAACGGGUUCAGGGCCAACCAAAACGCCGCCGCCAACCCCUGGGGAAAUGCUGGCAGCUCGUCGUUUAACAACUGGAACAACAACGCUUGGAGCAACAAUGUCCGCCCCUACCCCGCCCCUCACUGGUAAAUCGAUUUACCAGUAGAUGUGCUGACUCUAUCGUCGUUUUAAGGGUGACAAUUUCUGAUUAAGCAUUUCCAUUACUCAUUACUCAUUAUUGUCCAUUAUCAUCUACGUUUUAUUUCUCAUGUCAUAAUUAAAUAAAAAAUACUAGCAAAUAUGAAA
This is a messenger RNA of Kickxella alabastrina, 626 nucleotides long. RefSeq lists its product as uncharacterized. The coding region runs from base 156 to 470 and encodes 104 amino acids. The transcript has a single exon. Lineage: Eukaryota; Fungi; Kickxellomycota; Kickxellomycetes; Kickxellales; Kickxellaceae. The record is from RefSeq and is a predicted model, not a curated record.